GGAUGGAGUUGCCACAUUUUUUACACUCUUUCAACAUGACAAUUAUUUUGUGGAUUCUAAUAAUUAUUGGAUUUGUGAAUGAAAGUUUCGCAAAGGAUCUUAAAAUCUACAUCUAUAAAAACAAAAUUACAGCCGUCGAAAGUUUUGUAAAUGAAACUUCAAUUACAGUAAAAUGUAAAGUCAAUACCAGAGACAAUCCUUGUGAAUGGACACCAAAAGUGACUUUCACGUUUCCUAAAGAUAUCCAAAAGCCAUUUUUGCAACUUAAAAUGUCAGAUUUGGAUACUUCAGUCAGUAUUGUUGAUCAUACAAUGCUUGUAUGCUCAUUAAAAGCAACUCUUGGACUCGACAUGAUUAUGAAAAUAAUUUGGGAACAAAUUUCAAAAUAUAUGGACUUGAUAAUUAAGUGCCCAUUAGAUGCUGGAUCACAUACAGUAAGAAGCUUUCAUCAGUCAGGAUUGAAGAUGUUAUUUACUUUUCUUCCCAAAAACCGGCAGUUCGCAUUAAGCAUUAUUGUUAAAAUUCGCAUUGGAAAGAAAAUUGUUGAAAUAUUUAAUUUUUCUGAUGUCAUUGAAAUUGUUGAAGUUUAGUUGAUCAAACAAAAAUAAUUAUUUUAUCAACUAUUUAAACUUGUGAUUUUUAAUUAAAAAAUUAACAAAAAUAAUUUCAAAAUUUUUCGAAUUAGAAAUAAUAAAUUAAAGUCUGAA
Molecule: messenger RNA, 707 nt
Organism: Chironomus riparius
Lineage: Eukaryota; Metazoa; Arthropoda; Insecta; Diptera; Chironomidae
Source: the annotation of a GenBank genome assembly